AUGGAGCAGCUUUCCCCUAAAGAACGGCAGAACUUCGUGCAUCAAACCUGCCGCCUCCUACGUCGAGUUGAAUUUUUGCUGCUGGUUGAGUACACGGAGGUGAUGGUGCCAAUGGUCUAUGUGAUUUACAUUGCGACAGUGUACCACCUGCCAAACCGCAAGUAUUUCCCGUAUCUGCACGAAAUGUCCGAGACCGAUCUGGCAAACACAGUUCGCAGCGUGAUGAUUUACGGGCUGCUGCAGUUGGUUUCCUUCGUGCUGCUCUUGGUUGUGCUUACUCGACGAUUUCAGCUCACUCCAGGAACAAUACUACGCUUCGUUCUGCACAAGGAGUGGCGUGUGGUGCAAGGUCAAUUCGUACUAUGGAUCAUUUACGUGCUGCAGUCCUCUAUCGAGCAUGUUGGCACCGACUACACGUUCAAGUUCAAAUGGCUGCAUCAGUAG
Messenger RNA from Phytophthora sojae, 444 nucleotides. RefSeq lists its product as hypothetical. The record is from RefSeq and is a predicted model, not a curated record. NCBI's taxonomy places the organism in Eukaryota, Oomycota, Peronosporomycetes, Peronosporales, Peronosporaceae. The coding region runs from base 1 to 444 and encodes 147 amino acids. The transcript has 3 exons.